AUGGAUAUGUUUUAUAACCGGGCGGAGACAGACAUAGAAGUCGGAGAACUUAUGUUGACGAACCACGAGCUUUGCGGCAAGGAGAAUAAUGGUGCUCUGAUGUGUCAAAACUUGAUGGUACGCAACCCCCAGUGUUUCCAGUUCGUGUCCGGAGACGCGAACGUUCCACGCGGUCCAUAUUUCUUGUGGGACAUGAUUGAUAGAAUCUUUGGUCGUGAAAAAGGCGACAAGGAAUGUGUCAUUCGUUGCGACCAUGCCGACGCAAUGAAAGAACGGCUGUUCAGUCGGAUCAUAACUUCAGCUAGAUUCUUUGAUCCGAACUCUACGCAGACCGUUAACUCUACGCAGGCCGGUAACUCUACGCCGGCCCCUUUCUCUACGCAAACCGCUAGCUCUACGCAGACCCUUAACUCUACGCAGGCCGCUAAGUACACGGAGACCCCUUACUCUACGCAGACCCCUUACUCUACGCAGACCCGUAACUCUACGGAGGCCCCGAACUCUACGCAGACCGCUAACUCUACGCAGACCGCUAGCUCUACGCAGACCCUCAACUCUACGCAAGCCGCUAA
Molecule: messenger RNA, 572 nt
Organism: Gregarina niphandrodes
Lineage: Eukaryota; Apicomplexa; Conoidasida; Eugregarinorida; Gregarinidae
Exons: 1
Source: RefSeq, a predicted model, not a curated record